Messenger RNA from Brassica rapa (field mustard), 546 nucleotides. RefSeq lists its product as uncharacterized. Gene Ontology annotation, molecular function: RNA-DNA hybrid ribonuclease activity; nucleic acid binding. The record is from RefSeq and is a predicted model, not a curated record. NCBI's taxonomy places the organism in Eukaryota, Viridiplantae, Streptophyta, Magnoliopsida, Brassicales, Brassicaceae.
AUGGAGGCACAGUUAACCGUGAAUGACCCUGGGGAGAAUUCAUAUAAUGGGAGUUUACAACAAUCUGCGGAUUUAGACCUGGAAGUUUCUAGAGUUUGUUAUAUUGACGGAGCUUGGAAAGAGGACGACAUAUUUACGGGACAAGGUUGGUUUUGCAGAAAGAGUGGAUCGACUGAUGUCAUGAUGGGGGCAAUGAAUCUUCGUAGAAGUUUGUCACCCUUGCAUGCUGAGUUUGAAGCACUAAUCUGGGCAAUGGAAUGCAUGAAGACCCUCCAAUUUUCUGACGUAGUGUUUGCAACGGAUUGUUCUCAGCUGGUGAAGAUGGUGUCGACACCUGAUGAAUGGCCUGCUUUCUCUACACAUAUAGAAGAAUUCAAUCGCAGUAAGACUUUCUUCCUUCAAUUCCGGAUCAGACAUAUCCUUAGAGCACAAAAUACCUUGGCGGACAAGCUUGCACGCGGUGCGAGGAGUUCUCCUUCAGCUUUGCUUUAUGUCGAUUCAAUCCCACCGGUUUGGCUUGCUAGACCGGUUGGAGUUUCUAGUUAG